Messenger RNA from Eurypyga helias (sunbittern), 1615 nucleotides. RefSeq names its product connective tissue growth factor. The transcript has 3 exons. Gene Ontology annotation, biological process: cell adhesion; signal transduction. Bases 133 to 603 code for a protein of 156 amino acids. Gene Ontology annotation, molecular function: heparin binding; integrin binding. NCBI's taxonomy places the organism in Eukaryota, Metazoa, Chordata, Aves, Eurypygiformes, Eurypygidae. The record is from RefSeq and is a predicted model, not a curated record. Gene Ontology annotation, cellular component: extracellular matrix.
UACCCGCGCCGGGUGAAGCUCCCUGGGAAGUGCUGCGAGGAGUGGGUCUGCGAUGAGGCCAAAGAGCAGACGGCCGUGGGACCCGCUCUCGCUGCUUACAGACUGGAAGAUACGUACGGUCCAGACCCGACAAUGAUGCGCGCCAACUGUCUGGUGCAGACCACUGAAUGGAGUGCUUGCUCCAAGACCUGUGGCAUGGGCAUCUCAACCAGGGUUACCAACGAUAAUGCCUUCUGCCGACUGGAGAAACAGAGCAGGCUGUGCAUGGUCAGACCUUGUGAAGCAGACUUGGAGGAGAACAUCAAGAAAGGCAAAAAGUGCAUUCGCACCCCCAAAAUCUCCAAGCCCGUCAAGUUUGAGCUGUCUGGCUGCACCAGCGUGAAGACCUACAGAGCUAAGUUCUGUGGUGUCUGCACUGAUGGGCGCUGCUGCACACCCCACAGAACGGCCACCCUCCCCGUGGAGUUCAAGUGCCCCGACGGGGAGAUCAUGAAGAGGAAAAUGAUGUUCAUCAAGACCUGCGCCUGCCACUACAACUGCCCUGGAGACAAUGACAUCUUUGAGUCUCUGUACUACAGGAAGAUGUAUGGAGACAUGGCGUAAAGCCAGAAGGAGACGCUAACUAGAUUCUCAACUUGAACUGAUUUGCAUCUCAUUUUGUAAACAUGAUUCAAUAGCACAAGGUAUUUAAAUCAGUUUUUUUUUUUUUAAUUUCAACAAACUGCUCCAUGUGACUUAAGACAAUUUUUCUACUGACCCCGAAUGGUGGUUUGAAGAAGAUGGUAAAAUGGACAGUGGGACCGCAGCAAGACACAGCUUCAGAACACGCUGUUUGUGAGGUGGUGUGAAGGGGUUAAGGGAAAUAGGCAGGAAGAGAGUUCCCUUAAUGUGGUACAGCGUGCUUCCUCUAGUAGUGCAAUUGAGAAGGAGACCCUUAGCAGUGUUUGCUGGCGCUGGUUUAGUGACAGCAACAGCUGGAAUGCAAACCAGCAGAGUGCUAAGCAGAAGGUGUUCUGUUAGUCAGGACAGUAACGUUUCAGCUCUGACACUCUGAUUCGUAUGGCUUGGUCAACAAGAAUCAGAAUCAUGUCUAUUAGACUGGACAGCUUGUGGCAGUUAAUUUACCUGUAACAAGCUACUUUUUAUUAAUAUUGUAAAUACUGUGUGUAUAUAUAUUUGUACAGUUAUCUAAAUUAAUUUAAAGUUUUGUGCCUUUGUUUAAUGCUUUGAAAUUUCAAUGAUAGCCGCCUUUUUUUUUGGAACAGGAUAGGUAGGACUUAAAGCUUGUCUGACAAUGCAUUCAAAGUAUGAAAUAGAUACUCCAGUGGAAAUGGUUCAGAUAGGGCCAAAUGGUGAGUCAAGAGCAAGAUGGAGAGUGUUAGAGUUGAGGUGCCUGUAUCCUUACAAAGCUUUCAUCUGGCAAAAUACAUGUAUUGGACAAGUGGCUUUAAGAAAAAUGGCUCCUCUGUAGCUCAUCAGUCUUUCCACUCGAGCAUUUGUUUCUUUCUUUGACUAUGGCUCUUUUUGGACAGUUUAUUUGUUGAGAAGUGUGACCAAAAGUUACAUGUUUGCACCUUUUUAGUUGAAAAUAAAGUAUUUAUAUUUUUUAUAUAAA